ACUCAAAGGAAGGAACAGCGCAUUUCCUGAGCAGCAACGACUGACCAGACCAUAUUGCACUACAAGAAGCUGGAGCCCACGGCAAAGAGUCGUUAGCAAGCUCACCCCUUGGGGCCAUGGAGUCCCUCGAAGAAAUGCAGGCUCGGCAUCGCAAAGAGCAAAAGGAUUUACAGGCGCGCAUAACACAGAAGAAAAAGGGCGCAACAAAAAAGACCAGAAAGGGAGUGAACAGCGAAUGCGAAGAACUGGAGCGACAGUUGAAGGAAAGGCAGGAGCAAGAACGAGCCGGCCUUGACGGAGAACCUGUGCAAGAGGUGGAUGGUGUACCCGCGCUCGAUGAACCCUCGAACGAAGAUCCUGCAAUAGCUAUGCCUAAUGGAGUCGACCAUGUCACAGAGUCGCUUGAGAAAACUACUAUUGAAGCAACACCAUCAGAAAACGGCCAGCCUCGAAAACGCAACCGACAGAAAGAGCGACUUGCCCGCCGCGCAGCAGAACAAGAAGCUGCUGUGGAGGCCGCUAAGAAAGAGGCCGCAAACCAGCCAGAUCGAAAGGCCGUGGAGAGGGAGCUGAUGUUAAAAGAAUUCGAAGCGCGAGGUUUGACAGAGAAGCUUAUUCGACCAGAUGGCCAUUGCCUAUUCUCUGCAGUUGCGGAUCAACUUUCACAAGCAGGCAUACCUCUCGAUACUGAAUCGGGUGCAGAAGUCAGGGAGGACCAGCGGUAUAUUUUGGUUAGAAAGGCAGCUGCGAGGUAUAUUGAGCAACACGCGGAUGACUUUGUGGCCUGGUUGGACGAGCCCCUGGACCAUUACGUGCAUAAGAUUAGGGAUACGGCUGAGUGGGGAGGGCACCUUGAACUACUCGCUAUAGCGAAAACAUACAACGUCGAGAUUGGUGUUCUACAGAAUGGAGGCGCGCAAACAAUCGAGCCAGGAUCAGAUGGGCCGUCAGAGCCGAAGAAGAUCUGGCUGGCAUAUUAUCGACAUGGAUUUGGUUUGGGGGAACAUUACAAUUCACUUCGCAGAGCACCUUAAACCACUUUAAGAGAUGGGAGAGAUGGCAGAGGCAAUCUCGAUAUGAGGUUACUAGCUACUUGGGUGAGACCAUACACUGAUCCAAUCUGUAACCUUCCCAUCAUCGCUGUAACCAAUUUGAUGAGUCCUCUUAGGCUUCAAGUGCGCAAGACGCUGGAGACCUUGUUUGCUCGGUGGGCCCAGCUCUGAUUCCAGGAGCUCGCCGUCCUCGGCAUAUGGUAGAUUCUCACCGGGUCGAGGCAGGUGAGCCAUAUAUAUCUUAGGCGGGAGGGCCCACGGCGGUCCACCAGUUGAAGGCGGCUUAUACGUGGGGAAUUCCAGGCAUACGACUCGUCCUUCCGGCGCAAGAAGCUCCACGAAGCGUUUCGACCACGCAGGCCUCAUCGAAGGUGGAAGCGCGGACAAGAAGGUAUAGUCAUAGAUCAAAUCGAAAGUUGGCUCGCCCU
Molecule: messenger RNA, 1480 nt
Organism: Amorphotheca resinae ATCC 22711
Lineage: Eukaryota; Fungi; Ascomycota; Leotiomycetes; Helotiales; Amorphothecaceae
Exons: 2
Coding region: 117-1034 (305 amino acids)
Biological process (GO): protein deubiquitination
Molecular function (GO): cysteine-type deubiquitinase activity
Source: RefSeq, a predicted model, not a curated record